Cygnus olor (mute swan) is the source of this 9395-nucleotide messenger RNA. It is a transcript of the gene CEP128, whose product is annotated as centrosomal protein 128. The transcript is spliced from 24 exons. Lineage: Eukaryota; Metazoa; Chordata; Aves; Anseriformes; Anatidae. The coding region runs from base 117 to 3416 and encodes 1099 amino acids. The record is from RefSeq and is a predicted model, not a curated record.
GACUACACGUCCCAUGGAGCCUUGCGGGAGAGCCCGGGCUCCCGGAAGACGGCCGCGGCCGGCGGUGGCAAGGCGGCUAGUUCAAGUUGCCAUAGCGGCGAGGUUUCAAGAUACUAAUGGCACACUCAUCCAGUGAUUCAGAUGACUUUCUUAGGGGUCGAAUAGGAAGGCGGCCACCUUUGAGGGCAUCCCUCAACAGAGCUCGGAACUAUGGUGCUGAAGAAGUUACAGAGAAGAUACAUACUUUAGCAAGCACUUUACAGGAUACCAACAGAAAUCUGAGACAUGUUGACCAUUUACUAGGGCAAUACAGAGAAUACAACAAGGAACAAACGGAAGCAAUAGCAACUUUAAAAGAAACACUGGAACAGUCUAUAGGUCAGUUAAGGAGUCAAAGAUUAAACCGAAACUCUGGAAUGAGAAGUGCUUCUCUCUCAAGCUUGUACCCUAGUGAUCUGGACGGAGAAGCAGUGUCAGGGAACCGCCACUUUCUGCCUACUUCUCCUCUCAGGGAUUAUGGAGACUCACAGGAUAGUAGACAUCGAAGGUCUAGAUCUGCAAGCGUUCGAUUUGUCAAUGAGGCAGAUAAUUUGGACCAGCUGCAUUCUUUCCACCAGUCUCUUCGAGAUCUCAGUAGUGAACAAGUUCGUCUAGGAGAUGACAUCAGUCGGGAGCUUUCAAGAAGAAACCGGACUGAUGCAGAAAUGAGAAAAACUCUAGCAGAAUUGUCUGAAAAGCUUACUGAGUCCCAAAGACAAGAAACGGUGUCAGUACGGGUAGAGAGAAGACUUCAGGAGAUAGAACAAGAAAUGCAUGCUGAAAGACAGCUUGUAGAAAGGCGCCAGGACCAACUGGGACAGAUGUCUGUUCAAUUACAAGAGGCUUUAAAGAAACGAGAUGCUAAAGCAGCUGAAACAGAAGAGCUCAUGAAAAGUAAACUUGAGAAAUAUGAAAGUGAAAAGAACCAACUUGAGCAAGAAUUGGAGCAGUCCCGGAAAAAGUUGAAUCAAUCAGAAGGCAAUAGAGAAGCUCUUUUGCAUCAGAUUGAGGAUCUUCGUUCCCAACUUCUGAGAGCAGAAGAAGAUCGUGUAGAGUUGCAACAUCAAAUUUCAUGUGUUGCUAUGCACUGCCAGAGCUCCCAGGAUGUGCAAGAAGAUGAAAGGAGAAUUAGAACAGUUGCUGAAAGAUAUGAGAAAGAAAAGCAAGAACUGGAGAAACAUAUUUUGGAGCUUAAAGCAAAGCUGAAUCAUAAUGCGGUAAUGUCAGAGGUAGAAGAGUUAAAGAGAUGCAUAGAGCGUAAGGACAAGGAGAAGGCACAGCUUUUAACGCACAUAGAGGUGUUAACAUCUGACCUGGAAAACAGGGAGAAGCAACAGCAAAAAAUGCUAGACCAGCUAAAGGAAAUACAGAGUUGCUACAAGGCAUGUGAGAAUGGACGUAGGCAAACUGAACUCCAGUUGGCUGAGUUAGCUCAACAAGUUGAAGAGAGUACCAAGGAAGCAGAACGGUACCUCGCUGAAUUCAGGCAUUCAGAGGCACUCAGGCUAGAGACUGAGAAAAAAAGAGAAGAUUUGAAGGUGAGAGCACAGGAAACCAUCCGACAAUGGAAGUUGAAAUGUAAGAAACUAGAUCGUGAGGUGGAAAAACAAAGUGAAACUAUCAAUGAACUGAUGGACAAGAAUAAUCAGAUCCUCAAAGAAAAGGAUGACCUCAGAAGUCAACUUCUGUCUGCUAUACACCAAAUAGAAAACCUUCGGAAAGAGCUGAAUGAGGUACUUACAAAGAGGGCCCAGCAGGAAGAACAACUUCAUUGCAAAGAAGUAAAACUGAAUGAAAUGAAAUCGCAACAGUUGUGCCUUGAAGAAGAGAUUAAAGAAGUUCAAGGUACUGUAAAUAAAUUGGAGAAUGAAUUGAAAAAGCAAGUCUGUCUACAAAAUCAAAUGCAAGCUGAGAAGGAACACCUGGAGCAAGAACUUGCAACUAGUAACUCAAUUCAUGAAAAAGACCAGGAAAGACUCUUAGAAAUGCAAGCAGAUGUAAAAAACCUGAGUGCCAUACGUGUGGAACUAACAAACAGAGUAGCAGAAGAAGAGAAAGUCAAAAAAGAAUUACAUAAGAGCCUCUCAGAUCUCCAGAAACAACAGGACUCUAAGCAUGAAGAGAUGACUUCAGCUAACAGGCAGUUGAAGAUGGAAAGAGAAGUUCACCAACAGGAGUUAGCAGAUCUUCGAUCAGAGUUACAGAAUGUUAAAAUCAAACAUGAACGAAACAUUCGAGAGCUCAUGAAACUCCUUAAACAAGAAAAGGAUGAUGCAGAUGCUCAGAUUAGAAUGCUAAAGAUGGAACUUGUAGAAGAGAAAAGCAUAGUCAAGACUCAGUGUCGACAACUGGAGAAGAUAAAAAUUGAAUGUGAUAAACUGACAGAAGAAUUAACCCAAAGUGAAGAAGCAAAUAUAAAACUCAGGCGAAAAUGUGAGUUUGUAAAACAAGAACUGGAGAAAAAGAAUAAACAGAUCAGUUAUGAAGAAGAUCAUUUGAGAAGGAUGGAUGAAGUCAGAUUGCAGUUUAAGGAUCAACUGCAUCAUUUAGAAAUGGAACAGAAAUCCAUUCUCACCAUGAUAGGAAGUGAAAUUGAUGCUGCUUGUGAAAUUUUUUCUCGGGAUUCCAUGGAGAAAUUCAAAGCAAUAUCACUUACACCAACGGUGCUGAAUGAUCCUCAUCGCUGGUUAGCAGAAACAAAGACUAAACUUCAGUGGCUGUGUGAGGAGGUGAAGGAGAGAGAAAGUAAGGAAAAAAAGCUGCGAUGCUACUUAUUGCAGAGCCGAGAACAGCUUAAGCACUUUACACAGAUGAAGGAGUCUGAACAUCAGUCUCUCUUUAAACAGAUAAAAAAGCAAGAACAACUUUUGGAAGAAGUUCACAGAGAGAAGAGAGAGCUGUUAGAGAAGACUCUCAGAAGAGAGGAAGAAAUGGGAGCUCUCCAGGAGCGGAUUAUGUCCUUAGAAAUGAGUACUCGAGUUGCUUUAGACCAUCUGGAGUCUGUUCCUGAGAAACUAAGCCUGUUAGAAGAUUUCAAAGAUACUGGAGAGUCCCACUGCCGAAGGGAAAUGAUUGAGGAAAGGUAUACAAAGUAUAAAGAAAUUGUGAGUUCUCUGCGGCAGCAGCUGGAAGAUUCAAAACAAAGAGUCCAACAAUUCAAGGAUGUGGAAAUGGAUGCUGACAUUUCUGAUAUACAAGUGGCUGCUCCCUCUUCUAGUUGGCGAACUCAAAACAGUUUUUUGUCCACCUCGCUGCUCUCAGAAUCAGGUUCACAUUUGAAAAGAAUGGUUCCUUUUGAUACAAGUGCCACCAAGGAAGAUUCCAUUAACGUUGCUGUCAAUGAAAUGAAGCUGCAAGCAGAAAGAGGGAAGCAGUAGAACAUUGUACAAAAAUGCAAAAGCUUUCUCUGUGGUAAAUUCCAUCCCACUCUCACUCUCACUCUUUGAGCAGUAGUAAUUUCAUCUGCUGUAGGAGGAUAUACUCUUAAUGACUCAGCAAUUGCCAAACCCUGCCAAAGUGGAAGAGCCCCAAGAACAAGUCUAAUGAGCUCCUGUGAUAAUUUAUGUAACUUGUGCACCAAAGUGGUUUUGGGACUAUGGUAUCCUCUUACAUCUGUUUUUGCAGUCCUAAACUAAUUUUAUUGUAUCCCUGAAAUAUUAUGAAAUGAAAGAACUGUGAUGUUAAUCUUUGCUAUGAGCGUAUUUACCCCUACACAGGAAUAGAGGACGUUUGUUUUUUGAUAAGAUUUAAUAACACUAUUAAUAAUCAAAAAAUUUUCAGAAAUUACUUUGUCCUAAUAUUUAUUAAAAGAGUCAUUAUGCAGUGUUGUAUAGACACAUUUAUGAUUUCAGGUUCUUCAAUUUGCAACAAUCAUUUAAGGAAGAAGCAAUAAAUAUUGAACAAAACCAAAUUUCCUCAAAAUCAGUGGAAAUUGAUAUGAUGCUUUCAGGUUCAGCAUAUGUCACUUGUAAGCUUUUUAGUGCUAUUCUUCUGAUCAGAAUAGUUUUAUUAGAUUUGGCAAAUCUGACCUUGUGGAACCUGUGGUAAGGCAUUUAACAGCACCAGCAUUUCACCCGUCUGUAUGAAGCACAUUGAAGGGCACUGCCAUGUGGCUGUGAAAAUUUUAAUAGCAAUGUUUAAUGAUCACUUAUUUAUUCUGUUUUCUUCUCUAUUAGAAGAGAUGUCAUAAUGAAUUUAAAAUGUUAUGGAAAUACGAUAUUGCAUGGUUGUAUUCAUGUGGAUGUCUCUAUUUUAAACAAAUAAGGUACAAUUCUGCAUUACUGUGAUCUCAAACAGCACAUUGCAGCAGAAUCUUUUGCUGUCAGAAGAAAUGCUAGUGUUUCUUAUGGUCCUGGUUUUAUUUCCCUUCUUCAGUGCUUCUGGUUGAAUCACUACUGAUGUGCCUUAAAAAAAACCUGCCAAAUCUACCAGAGUACUGUAGCAACAUGAACACCAUUACAACAAUUCUGUUUUGUAUGCUUUUUCAUACUUAAGAAGUGUUUCUCUGAAAAACUAUAUUUUUUAGCACUGUAGAUGCUCAGGUCAUUAUGUGCCACCUGGAAAUAGGACCUUUUUAUCUUUUUAAGUUUCUAAAGAAGUGUUUUGAAGUCCCUCUGGGUUUUGUGGACUUGUCAGAAUGUAUAUGUAUUCAGCCUGUUUCAAACAGAACUUCUUGCUGGGAACAACAAAAUUGGACAAGAAAAUAAGAAAAUAUAGAAUUAAUUUUGCUUUUGUUUUCUAUACAAUGUUUUUGUUUUUUUUUUUUUUUUUCUAACGUGGUUUAAAACAUUUUCUUUACCUUCUGUAUGCGUAUAAUGCUAUGCAUGGUAGUGCUGGCAUUGGCUUUUUGCAGACUUCUGGCACAUCUGUUAAUUCAGAAGGUCAGGAAAGCAAAACAGGCACAUUCAUCUUUUCUGAUCUCAACAGCAAUGACAAGGCCAGGACAAAAAUAAAAACAAAUAAUCUGUUUUGGAGAAGGCAAGACAAACAGAAACCUGUUUGUGUCAUGGUCGACAAAGAGUGUGGAAGUCAUGAAGCAGUGCUUAACUCAGGUCACAGUUACCAUAAACUAAACUUACUUUAAGUGUAUCCAACAUUUGUAAUUUAUUCUUUUUUUAAUUAGAUCAGAGCACAGCUGGAAAUAGACUGUUUAAAAUUUUUAACUGGUUUGGUGAAAUAUUAGAAAAUUGCAAAAUAAAAUGUCACCAGCUUGCAGACUUUAUGGUACCUAAAAAAUAUGGCAAAAAAUAUAGGAAGGUAAUUUUUAAAUAUAUUAUACAACAGUAAAUCAUGCUCUCAAAUUACAUUUUCAAAUGAGUCUGAUGCAUGGAUUGCUGAUGGAUUAAGUGUAUGCCCAACCCACUUUACUGAAGCUGAAAUAGAUUUUGAACUAAAGCACCUGUUGGUAAAUGAAUGAUGGUCUAAGAGUCUCAGAUGAGAAGCAAUAUGAAAAAUAGCAUCCUCUCUUUUUCUUAAGUAAUUUGUAAAAAAUCUGGAUAUUCAUUCCUCUUACCAUUUUAUGUAUUUAUACAUUUUUUCCUCACUUGUAACUCAGAAAUCUGAAAUAUCUUUCCUUAAAACUGCUAGUAUCACUACUACUUUGUAGUGUUUGACAACUAUGGAUAAGCAUUCUGCACUCCCUCACUACUGCAUAAAGUAUUAAAUCAUUUUUUAACAAUGCAGGACAGAAAUGACCGCUAGGCGAAUAAAUUUGGUAUGUUCAGUGCUCAGUAUAUUUGCCUGUAGCUGUGUGUGGGUUUACAGUAGAGGUUUCUUUCCUAUUUAAAAAAUUUUCUAAAAGGAAUAGAAGGGAAGAAACCAAACCACACAAACACACACACACACACACAAAAAGAGGAAUUUUUAAUGAGUAAGCUUAUAGUUUCCAAAGCCAGGAAAUUGUUUCUUAAAUUUACCCUCUUGGCCUGGCAAUCCAGAUAGCAUGUAAUAUUUGUCUCUCUUCCACCUUUGAUAGAGGUUCAUAUUACGAAGUGAAUUUUGUUUCCUUUUUACUGAAGGCUGAAGUUCCAUUCAUGACAUUAUAUGAAACUGUCCCUUUGUGGUUUAAGAAAUAACAUUUUUUCCAUAUUGGACUGAAAUAGUAUUCCUCUGACCAGUUUCAGUUUUUUAAAGUAGAAAACCAGAUCAUUUUUGUAUAAAGCAUAUUGUAUAUUUCAUAUCUUAAAAAUUAUUGUCCUUUCUGGUCAUCAGAACUGAUUUUAACCCUCUAAUGACCUGUUCCUUCAUUCUUGCCUAAAGCAGUAAUUUUCGAUAAUGAAAACAUGUGGUAACCCCACAUAAAUUGGUGUUUUAUUUUUAUUCUGGUCAGUAUUUGGUAAACGAGGUAACUUUGUAUAUAUGUACUAAUUAGUGGAUAUGACAAGCUAAUAGAAGGCAUCCGUGUUGUUUAAUGCUGUCCUGGAACACAGUGGUUCAAUAUAAGGCUUUCAGAAAUGCACUGGACCUUCAUUUCAGCAUCAAAUAAUUGUCACUACAGUAACCUUUAAAUUUUGUAAUGUCUUUCAGUUCUUUAGUGAUGUACAGUAGACUUAAGAGUACUUAUUUUUAAUUACUUUUGAGAAGAUAAUUGCUAAAUAUUUAAAAGAAUUUAUUUUUAUUAUGUAAUUGUUAUCCUAAGAAAAAACUUCAUAAUAAAAGUAGAAGGAGACAGUGUCUGUCCCUUGUGGAGUGAAGUGGAGCAGGACUAAAUUAUGAUAUAAAACAAAGCAAUUUUCUUACAUGUCUCAAAAUUUUCAUAGAAGCCAAUGUUCAGUGAUGGUGAAAGUACUCCUUGAAUAAUCAGACCUCAGCCACAUUACUAGUCUUGUUUCAGCUAUCUCACCAAUGCCAAUAAAGAAGAUAAAAUUCCUUAGAACAAAGGAAAUACUAUUCUUAUAUUCUCUAAAGUCCAUUUUUUUGAGCUAAGGAAUCUACAUAUCAGUUCAUCUCUGGCUUACAAGGCAUAGCGUCUGCACUGUAUAGCACUGAAUGGAUUUUUCAUGAAUGAAAAUGCUGAUGUUACUAUUACAGUAAAGAACUGUGUAUUUUUGUAAUACAGAUACCAUUUUUAUUGCAGCAAAUUAGUAGUUUAAGACCUGAAUACAUUCUCAUACCUAUAAUAUGCAGAAGAAUUCAUUCAUACACUUCUGUAGACUGCUUGUUACAGUGAAAUUUUACCAUGGUUCUGUAAAACUGCAUUAGUAACAUAUUUAUGUCUCUCUAAGCCCUGCCUUCACCUCACAGAAGUAAUUGAUACUGAAGUUAGUGAGAGCUGCAGGUCGGUAUCUGGGGUUGCAGAAGAAUAUAACACACAUUCCGGAUUUUUCAUCAAAUUGAAGACUUUAGAAGCAGAUAUAGAGAAAACCUAGUAGUACAAGGAAUGGGAAGCAGCUUAUGAUUUGAAUUUCAGAACACUUUUGUUCUUGGUGUUUUAAUUUAAGAACUGCUUUAGAACUGGCAUCUGCAUCUAUAUAAAAGCAAUCCCUAAGUAAGAUCCCAUCUUGGAUGAAUUAUUUUCUUUACAUAUUAAAAUAUUUUCCACUCUAGCACAACUCAUCUCCACCUCUUACCGUAAGCAUUAGGAGCUCUUAGGAGCUUUAUUUCUUUACUAUAUAAAGAACUAAAUUAGAUCUUAAAUCUGAAAAACAUAUUAGUACUGUAUACAGAAGUACAGCAGGGCAGAAUCUGAUAACCUUGGUCUUUCAAAAAUCUGAACAUAAUGCCUCUGGGAACGUUGACAACAAAAAUGAAAGAGGUUACUGUGGUUAAAAUACAGCAACUUCCAGCAUUUAUCAUUUGUACCAACAACAAUAGCAGUCGUGUUUCCAAAGCUGAAGUUGCAAAUCUGCCAUUACUUAGCCUGUAGGAAUGAGCCUUUUUUUUCUUGCCAUAAUAGUGGUAAAAUCUGAAAUAUCAUAUGCCUUCAGAAAAUAUGCAGUGACGAUUUUUUUUAAUUUCUCAUCAUUUUAUUUAAGCACCUGUGUGGUACUAUUUCAAACUAAAUAAUCUUGGAACCUGAUUAUAACAUGCUUUCAUUAAAAUAUUAUAUUUAAGUACAGAAACUGUAUGAAUAAACCUCUAUUAGGAUUAAUUCUGCUAUCUUUACUUAGGCAAAUGGAUCCUUAGUUGGUGUUUUGCUUGAAUAACUCAGGAAUUUUUCCUUUGUUUUAUUUUCAUCUGUUGUCAGACCAGAAUUGUUUUUAUCUUGGACUGUUUUUCUCGUCUGUCAUCUACAUUGCACUAGUAUGUCAGAAUACAUAUCAUAAUUUCUGCACUUAAUCCACAUUAAUAGUUUGGUAGUUGAUAUGCCCAGGGAAUGACAGUAAUUAUGAAGGCACUUGUUGCCUAUAACAUCUUUUUUUCCUGUAAAUUCUGCCACUCUUAUUUGUUUGCCAGAAUAAAGUUUACUUGGUAAACUAUUAUCAGAUCACAAGUCUAAUUUUAGAGUUUAUCCCACAGGCAAAAGCAAAUUUAUCUUGCUAGGUUUGUUGAGAUUUUUCUAAGUGUUAUCAUUCAUUUUACUAUCAGUCUGUAGUGGAAAACAGCGGAAGAUAAACAUUACUGUGGUAAUCCUGAAAUAUUAUUAAUUCCAGGCAGAAAAAAGGCCUAAAAAGGACUACAGACUAAUGCAGGAGAUCUGCCUAAGUACAGUGUAGAACCACAAAAUCUCAUAUUACAAAGAAUUUUUCUUCAGUAUGUCAGUGUUAUUACUGACCCUCAGUAGAAACAGUUGCUGAUAUCUAAAAUAUUUUUGAGAAGCAAUACUAAAAUUUGCUAAAGGAGAUCACGCAGUAUCAUUCUGCAAAUGUAGAUUUCUGUGUCACUCACAUUGUUAAGCAAGCAUUAAACUGGGAAGUCAGCCUAAUUUAUGUACUGGCAUUAGGCUAUUCACAGAAACCACCAGUGACCCAGUUUUGGACUUACUGUGGAAAAUGAUGAAGAUGAGCUGUAUUUUACUACUGGCCAAGAGAACAGUUAGCAUCUGUGGAAUAACCUAUUUUGUAUAUGCAGCUCAGUGAGUGCAUCAUUUUUAGUGAGGCCUUCGCCGCCGGGUCCAACACUGACAACACAAUCUCAUCCAAACAGCUGCAACCAUGAAGACAUCAUGUAGCUGGCAGAAUUUUUGUGUAUGUUUUGACUAAGAGAAUGUCAGUAAAUCCAUCAGAAACCAUGGAGUUGUUUGUUUUGUCUUCACCAGAGAGGUCUCUGGUGAAGUCAUAAAGCUAAAAAGCACAGAAUCCAUAGUCAGUGUGAGAUACAUCAGCAGGCUCUCCAGCCAUGGAAUUUGGAUCUGUUAGCAUGCUGUCCACUGUGUGAUUAGAGAUUCAUAUGUUAAUGAAGCACUGAUCAGAAAAGUU